UGAAGUUUCAAAAUUAUAUUGACAUACUAAUCCCUGAAGUUUCAAAAUUAUAUAAAAAAUGCAUCUAGGUGAAAGUAUGAGAUUACAAUCCAAGUCUAAUUCAAUUUACCAAAGCUAUAUAUUAAUGAUAACUACAAAUAUUACAUUUUCAUGUUUGUGAGGGAGAAAAACCUUCAAGAUGUUUCCUUUAAUCAUUUUCAUGUUCUUGGCUCCCUUCCAAUUCCAAUCUGAAAUUCUAGUAGAUGGAUGUGCUGGCAAGAGUAUAUUCAUACUUGCCAGCCAGAGCAAUAUGGCUGGUCGAGGUGGUGUGGCGAAUGGGACAUGGGAUGGUUAUGUCCCUGCUGAAUGCCGUCCUGAGCCAAGGAUUCUACGACUUAACCCUAUGUUGAGGUGGGAGGAGGCACAUGAACCUCUUCAUGAAGGCAUUGACCCACUUAAUAAAACUUGUGGGGUGGGACCGGGGAUUCCAUUCGCUAACCGAGUGCUUGAAAGAGAUCCUUGCAUCGGGGUGAUUGGUUUGGUCCCUUGUGCUAUCGGUGGUACCAGUAUAACCGAGUGGAAACGGGGCUCCCAUCAUUAUAAUAAACUCUUGAAGAGGGCUAAUGUGGCGCUGCAAGAUGGAGGCCAAAUUCGGGCUAUACUAUGGUAUCAAGGUGAAAGUGAUUCUUUAGAUAUAAUCAGUGCUAGAAUGUACAAGGCGAGAUUGAUAGAAUUUUUCAUCCGGGGAGAUUUAGCUUCCCGAGCACUCCCAAUUCUUCGGGUUUUUGGUUACUUUACGAGUUUUCUGUAAGAUUUAAGCCCGAUGCAUCCUUGAACAAUAACACUUUUAGGAGUAGGUGAACAGACCGCAAACAAUGUUAAGCCACCCAAAAAGUGAACUGAACAAAAAAUCCUACUUCAUCUCAGCCAAGGAUAGUAACUAUGGCUGUUGAUUGGAUGUGUAAGGUGAACUGAUAUUCUUUAGAUUUGAAUGUAUUUUUUUUCUUGGGCUGAAGUGGAAAGGUGUAGUUUAUCAUUUUUCAUCACCUCCAGUCCCCUUGCAUCGAUGCAUACUACAUUGUGAAGUUUGAUCUCUAGUUGGGCCUUUCUUACAACCUCGAAAUACGGUCCCGCUACUGAAGCCAAUGCCAC
This is a messenger RNA of Olea europaea var. sylvestris, 1131 nucleotides long. RefSeq names its product probable carbohydrate esterase At4g34215. NCBI's taxonomy places the organism in Eukaryota, Viridiplantae, Streptophyta, Magnoliopsida, Lamiales, Oleaceae. The coding region runs from base 179 to 790 and encodes 203 amino acids. The record is from RefSeq and is a predicted model, not a curated record. The transcript has a single exon.